CCUUCAACGUCAUUAAUAUCUCGUCGUCAGGAUUAAGAAACCCUGAUCAUCCUUUCACAGUGAAGAGAGCGAAAAUCACCCGACAUUCGUUCAUUCAUUCAUAGCCACUGACUGAUCGUUCCCAUUUCACCAAUUUGUUCUCCUCCAAUUCCAUUACCCUCGAUAAUAAUCGACGAUUAUGGAAGAAUCCGGUACAGUUGAAGCAGGUGCACCGCAACAAUCUCCAUUCCCGUCCGACUCAGUUCCAACUGUUGUUACCCCUCCUAUUCCGGUAGAAAACUCCAAUACUUUUCAGCCUCAACCAGAUAUUCAUCCUCCAUCUGUUUUACCGGACUUAGUUCCGAUUCCAAGUGCGGCUCCAGCUCCGAUUCCGUCUCCUAAUCUCUCUGAUCAUACUCAAAUCUUCGUGUACAAAAAUCAUUUGCACGAGUACACUCAAAAGGCAAAGAUUGCAGUACCAGUAUACCAGACUAUUGAUGAAGGGUCCCCAAGUCUGCCUAAAUACAGGUCAACUGUGAUGGUUGAUGAGGUACAUUAUGUGUCUCCUAAUACCUUCCGUAAUCGAAGGGCGGCUGAGCAAGAUGCUGCGAGAGUUGCCUUUGAGUACAUAUCAAAAAAGACAAAGGAUGAUGCCUUUCUUCUUCUACGUGAGGAUUUGAUGUUAUGCAAGUCCAUUUUGUCUGAAUAUACUGACAAAAUGGGUUUGGAAAGACCUAUAUACACAACUAAACACAAUCAAGGCUCGGUUGCAUUCUUCCAAUCCACCUUGGUUUUUGAUGGUGUGGUUUAUACUAGUGAUCUUGGUAGGACUAAGAAAGAGGCAGAGCAAUUGGCAGCACGUGCAGCUAUUCUUUCACUUCAUGAAGAUGCAACGAAUCCUAAAUCACAAAAAGCUCUUGGGGACAUCAUUGCAUCUAAAGUCAGAUUCCAUGCAAUGUUGCAAAAGGUUAAAGAUUCAAAUUUUUCUCAAUUUCAACCGAAAUCCAUGCCUGAAAAUACAGUGGAACGUGUUGCAAUGACAGUUAAUGAAGGUAAAGAACUUAAAGAUGCUGUUUUAGACGGUGGAAUGGUAUGUGGUGCAAUUUCAGAGGCUUGUCCAACUUCUCAAUUUCAACCUGAAUUUAGUGCAACAAAACCGGAUGGAUCAUCCCCUCUAAUGAGACUGCCAAUAGAAUUUGUGCGUUCAACUUUAGAGGAGCCUGUUGGCUAUCACGCAACAAUUGGGUCUAAAAGGAAAUCUAAGAACAAGAGAAAGGCACGUAAGAAACUGUGUAUGGAGAACCGGGUGGCUACCGAAACAAGUCAAACUGCUGCUCCUUGCUCCGUAGCUCGAUGACUGUGAAGUGACCUGUACUAUAAGUACUCAUCUGCCUCAAAGGGGUUGGAAAUGAUAUCACAUUGGGCUUUUUGGUCUUUUUGGUGGGAGAAGUGAUUUUGGCAUUAGAAGAGUUUGCAAUUGCUUUGGGAAAGUCAAAUGAUAGGUCCACUAGAAGAAAGGUUGUUGUAAUUGCUUUCACAAAAACUAAGCAUGUUUCUGGUGCAGCUCUAGGUCUAGAAGUCUGUUUUUAUUAGAUUUGGGAAGCUUUAGAAGCGAAGCCAAGAAAUGUUGGUUUGGGAAGGAUUUUGUUGUAUUCUAGUAAUGGUUGGAUUUUAGGUUAUCUUAAACUUUGUUGACGGUUUGGUCUAUUUCGUUUUUGAAAAUUUUAUAAACAUUCCUUCUCCAUUUAAUUUUC
Messenger RNA from Cucumis sativus (cucumber), 1733 nucleotides. Its product is annotated as double-stranded RNA-binding protein 4. The record is from RefSeq and is a predicted model, not a curated record. Bases 179 to 1336 code for a protein of 385 amino acids. NCBI's taxonomy places the organism in Eukaryota, Viridiplantae, Streptophyta, Magnoliopsida, Cucurbitales, Cucurbitaceae. The transcript has 6 exons.